AUGGCGAUUAAGAUCAUAGAUCCGAGACUAGAUGUAAAAAUACAAGAGAGAAGGAGGAGAGAGAGGAUAAUUAAUACCGUAAUUGCAAGGUUUAAAAGAUGUGGAGCGAUGGAUAUGGAGCUACGGGAAUUUCAUGGACUAGACCUAGCCAUGGAAGGCAUAAGGAUGCGGAAUGAAAACGUAUCAAACAUUGAGCACUUACUCCAACCAUCGAUAGACAAUGUCGAGAGGGUUUGUUACAUAAUUGAGAAUUCAAUAGUCCAUAUCGUCAAAAGUUUUGGAUCGUGGUAUUCGGCAUUGUCCGCUCUAUCAUCGCUCGACAAGGAAAUUCACAAACAUCUUCUCAUGCACAUUCAUGGCAUACUCAAUAAGGAUCCUAUCCCAUAA
This is a messenger RNA of Dovyalis caffra, 387 nucleotides long. NCBI's taxonomy places the organism in Eukaryota, Viridiplantae, Streptophyta, Magnoliopsida, Malpighiales, Salicaceae. The record is from the annotation of a GenBank genome assembly.